This is a messenger RNA of Odontomachus brunneus, 7747 nucleotides long. It is a transcript of the gene plx, whose product is annotated as TBC1 domain family member 4. The record is from RefSeq and is a predicted model, not a curated record. The transcript has 16 exons. The coding region runs from base 3881 to 7747 and encodes 1288 amino acids. Lineage: Eukaryota; Metazoa; Arthropoda; Insecta; Hymenoptera; Formicidae.
UAUACCAAACACUUUGGUAAUAGUCAAACUGAUUAGUAAUUUUGAACAAAUUAUUUGGUAUUAUUUACCAAACCAAAUUUCUCCAACUAAAUGUAGAAUUUGUUUCGCCAAUCAUUUUGUAGUUAUUACUACAGAGGGUGUAACUACAUUGUGCAAAAAACACUGCUACACUGAAAAAAAACACUGAAGAACUUAUUUGUGGGAUAUAAAGUUUAUUUCUGUGAAUAAACUUUACAUUCCACAAAUAAAUUUUUUUAUCUCUGUAUAUUACCAUAUUUAAUUACCAAAUAUUGCAUUAAAGCGCUCGAUCAAAUGCAUUUGUUAACUAUUGCAAGACUGUUCAGUGUUACGUUUACCGCGCAACUUCUCGUGUUUUUUAUUAUACAAUUGUAUUACUUCGGGUAUUGUAUUUUUACAUUGACAAUUUUAUUCAUAAAAAUUUUUCGAUUGAACUAGAAUUUUCGCGGAGCAGUGAUUGAGGCCGUGCAACUUCGAUUUUGUCAAGGAGCAGGCGACUUUUGGAUAGAUAAAUUUGAGUCAACACAAAAAAAAUCAGCUUGAACGGAAGUAUACUAUGUCGUUAUAGUAUUCGGGCUCUUCGUAUAUUAUUAUCCAUGCCUGAUACAUGCGCGAUGUUAAUCAAUCUUUAAUGGAUGUACUGAUUCAAUAUAGAAGGCGUAGCCUAUUCACUGUUACCGUCGAUAUUUGCUUCGUUGCCGGUUUUUACUAGCGACGCAUGUGACGUGAAGCAGAAUAUAGUCUUGGAAUUUUCCAAGAACGUUAUUUUUACUUGCUUUUUCCGUGAGCUAUUACUAUUAAUCCCUCCGGCGGUUUCGCAUUUUUCCGUCUCGUGACCGGUCAUCUCGUGUGUUGUAUACACGCGGUGAUGGCCGUCGGAAAUAUGAUUCAUUUUUUGUAUAUUAUGAUAUGAAAGAAUGCGCUUCAAGAUAUAUUUUAUUUUUCAAGAUAUAUUUUUCAAGAUGUUGAAAAUAGAACCAGAGAGAGAGAGAGAGAUAAAAUAUAUAAGAAAUACAUUCAUUGUUAGCUGAAACAUGAAAGUGAAGAAAAAAUGUAUUAACAAAGAUGAUAAUGAUAAUAGGUCGUAAUAAUUAAUAGGUCACAAAAGACAAAGAAAAAGAAAAGCAAACAAUAGUAUAGAUAGCAUUUACAAAAAGAUAUCGUCAAUAAUCGAAACAACAAUGCAAUAGCUGCUAUAACUUUCUUUCUGCCUUUUCUCUGAAAAAUUAUAAUAUUUAAUAAUGUAAAGUUUAGAAAAUAACGCGAAAUAAACACUAAACAAUAUUCAGUAUUACGAUUAGAGGAUUAGAAAGUAACGAGAGAUAAACACGUUAAAGAAAUUCUACAUUCCGAUUUUAGUUAGGAACCGUGUAAAAAUUAAGGAUAUCUACGCAGAAAGAAAAAGUUUCGAUCAAUCCAUUUCUGAUGAAAUGUGAACAAACCAGAAAAUUCCGGUUAAAGUUACCAGAAAUCUCGUUGACUUGAACAUAAUUUUGCUAACUUCAACCGGAAUUUCGGGUUCGUUCAUAUUUUACCAUGAAUUUGUUUAAUCCAACCAAAUUUCUUUCUCUGUGUAAGAUAAGAACCUUCAGAGAGGCCGCUUUGAAUUUUCCUCAGCAUUAUCUAAUGUCGCAUAUAAACGGACAAGCGAGUAUAUAUCAUUUCAAUCCGUUGCACACCGUUCAUUAACAUCGCACAAGUCACUAAAAAUGACGCGCUACAUGUCCUUCGCCAGGCGUAACAGCAGUUACCGCGAGUGCGACUUACGCAAUUACAAGAAAAAGAAACGAAAGGACCUUUCAUGGUUCACUGGCGGGCGUUGAUAUUCUUAUUUCAUUCCGGACACACAACCGCUCGAGUGGCAAAGCCGCGCCGUUCACGAUCGGGCGAACACGCAUAUCGAUUAUGCACGGUUUGCACUUAGCACGACAGAGCACGCUAUGCCGUUUCUCGUCGCCUCAUCUCCGCUUACGAAAGAAAUAUCGCUGUGAUAAUACGGGUAUGUAAAUCACGACGGGUCGCCACAUAAACGAGAGGACGUAUGAUAACGCGCAGAUGACGGUUUCUCGAGUUAAGCUAGGCACGUAUCUAGGAUCCGCAAGGUAACAGUGAAGAAUGAAACUGGUAUUUGCCGAACAAAUGAGUCUAACGUUCUUGGGAAAUUAUGGCGUACAAUCGAUCGAUCAUUGUUGGGAAAUUGACAAAUUUCAACCCUUUCCCUACUAAUUUUGUUUUUUAAAGAUACGAUUUUUUUUAUUUUCAUUUCAUUAAAUAUUUUAAUAUAUAUAAUUUUCCAAGUGGAAUUUGAAACGAAAUAUAAGCGAAUACAAGCAAAUAUUUUCAUUCUAUAGAAUAAAAAAUCAUUUCGAAGAAAUUUAAGAGAAUAUCCCAGGGUAAGAUUAGAAUCUUUCCUGUCCAGGAGUUUAGGUCCCUUUUUUAAUCAUUGCACUACCUCUUUGCCUAUCUGAAUAUCUUUUGUUCGAUAACAAUGACAUAAUAAGGUCAUAAUAACGCUACAAUAGUGGUCCGAAGAAACGGCGCUCAACUCUAAAAUAAUAUUUUUAGAUACAUAAAAGAAGAAAACAUAUAGAAUUAUAUACAAUAACGCUUCAUUAUGUAGAGAUACAGCUAUCAGAUGUCAAUCUUUCGUAUUCGCUAUAAAAAAAUCGCCAAAUUUGUCUCUCGACGGGAUUUUACUUCAGAAGUCAGUGUGCAGAGAAAAAUACCAUUUUCCUCAUCAUUCAAGUUCACGGGCAUACCCUGGGAUUAAUUUCCUCUGCCACUCAAACGCACAGACAUCUGGAAUUUAAUAUUUUCGCCAAUCAAGUCCAUGGUGGGCCCGCUGUGCUUGCGAUAUCGCCCGAGCCAUCUGCUGGCUACACCACUGAUUCCACAUAUGUGAAAAGGUUUGAGGAAUAUUGGGCAUGCUAACCAGGGACCGCGUUACCUGACAGCACACACGAGCAGAGCCAAUCGAGAGAGGUUCAUUCGUCUCGUGGCGUUGCCGCGCUCUAAUACGUCAGUCUAUGUUUGCCCGGCCGUCAGCGAAGGCGACGUCCGACGUAACGCGGUCUAACGCGAACGGCGAAAACAACAUUUCACAGUGCCGUCGAGGAGAACAAGCAUGUCAGAUCGCGACCAGACUCGCCCAGGUUACUUGACGUCGCGAACGCGCCCGUGCAACGCUGCCAGAAAAUAACUGUGACAGUGAUGAAACCUGAAUUUUGACUUCACCUCUGCGCCAAUGAGAGGAGCUCGUCAAUUGUUCCGGCGUUAAUUGCAGCUUUGGAUUAAAUAUUCCGAUUUCUAGCUCGCGCGUCUGGCUCACCAUUAAGUGAAAUCUUCCUGACGCGCAAAAACUCGCACGAUUUUGCAAGUUCCUCGCUCAGUCUUAUCGGCAUUGAACUUUCACGGCUAUACGCUGUCGUGCAGAUCCGUUUGCAAGUUCUUGAAAGCACUCUUAUUGAUAUUCAGCAUGUCGCUUCAAAAGGACUUGUAGCUAUCAGUAGCAGUCGUCAUCGCCGUCAUCGGCGUCAUCGUCGAGAACGUUUGACAGGAAGUGGUCGAAACGACGAAGGAAAGUUUCUGACGGAAAGGCACUACGUGAAUUUCACGCUCGACAACUCACGAAGCUCAACGGAGAGAGAAGCACGCUCGGCCCCGAAAAGUGCGUCGUCCGCGUGUGUGAGGUCGACGACACCUGGACGAACGAUUUAAAAUUAUGUUAUCCACUUGUUGAGAACAAACACGCGGCCUGAACGACCGAGUGAGUGCGGUAGAAUGCGUAAGUGAAUUCCAGUGAGGUCGAGCAAAUAAAGCUUAACCGGCUUAUCGCGACUGGGAGGAUUCGGAAGGCGUCAAGAUGAUAACCGUGCCGAUGUCAAGCUCCAGUCCUUACGUGAAAGUCACAUCCUACAGCGACGCCAGUGCGAUCGCCAAAACAUCCUUGUUUUCUAAAAACAUGAGGGAACAUUCGGCAGCCCAGCGGAUGGAGAGAGAUAAGGACUUGCCGCAACGGUCGCAAAGUAGUGCGGCUAGCUUAACGUCUAUACACGUCGAUUUAUCUCCCAGUUCUUCUCAAUUCUUCGAGGUAUUCUACGUUGGUAAAAUUAAAUUAUCGUACCCUAAAGUAACGGAAUCGUUUAUCGAUGAUACCUUGAUAAGGUUUCGUAUUCACGAACUCGAGAAGUCGAGAUCAUCGACGAGUAAUCUCCUGUCAGACUGUCAACGGUUAAAACGCCAAGCUUUGACGUCUUCCAUUAAUAGAAGGAAUAGCACGGAAUCCACCGCCAGUGAAUCAGGCAGUAUCGAAAACGUGUCGGGAAACAGUAUAAUUCCAUGCGUGAAUCCGCUUGGAGUUUCGCCAGUCCUAAGUGGCUCCGCAGAAACUUUUCCAAGAACAAACGCCAAUCCUGUGGAAAACAAUGAUCGUAAAGAGAAUCGGACGUCCGAGUCUUCCUCUACUUCUAAUAUCACUGUACCUGAAGUCAUGCGAAAUCGCGCGGCGUCUACCGGCAGUGUUUUAACUGGCAGAAGAGAUUCUACCUCUAAGACUAACGAUAACAAUCGCGCUAUCCUCUUUCAGGUAGGACGAUGCGACUUGAUAUUGAUCAGCCUCCACACAAAACAGCCAGUUCUGAAGAAGCAGUUAAAAGACGUGAUCAACUGUAUGCAAGGCGUAAAAAAUCCCGAUCACUUCGGAUUUAUUUGCAAAGAAUCGGACUGCUUCAUCGGACAUAUCUUCAAAUGCGAAUCCGUGUCAGUUGCGGAUGAUCUUGUCGCAGCAAUCAUUCGAGCCCCCGCUGCGAUUUGUGAUGUCACAAGAAAGGGAAGGUAUCCUGUCAUUUCUUGCGAGCAUUGUCCUAUGUACUGGUACGACAAGCUAAAUCAAGAUAUUAAAGGACAAACUGACAGAAAAGUGCAAAAUAUCAUAUUUUCGCGUAUGGAAUUAUUGCCGGAAGAUGAGCAAGAGAUCGUUGUGAACAAGUUCAAAGGUGCCGAAGCGGCGGGUAACAUCGGUGUAAGCUCCUCGAAUCUCCAAGAACAAAAUCAAUUCCUAAUGCGACUGUUGCGUGCUCAUUGCGAGGCAAAACAAAUUAGACACGUACACGACACGGCUGAGAAUAGGAGUGAAUUUCUCAAUCAGUAUCUAAGCGUCGGUGUGGGCAGCACAAUGUUCAAGAAGGCACGUUCUUUAGCAAAUAGUUUUGACAACUUUAUGAAAAGGAAAGGUUCCCGUGACGAUUUUGGUUUGGGUCAUUUGAGGGAUGCUAGUCAUCUUGCAGGAAUGCAAAAGAAUGACAGCCAGAGCCCAGACAACUCACGACAGUCACCUGUAUUGGGCACUUCGCCGGAGAUGGGAAGACGAAGAUCCUUGCGCGUCUCUCCCGAACAAAUAGUUGUGAAGAAUGGAUCAAAGAGUUCUAUGAUGGACAUCUUUUUCAAAGUCGGAAACUCGCCAAAAACGUCUCCUACGGAGACUGACGGAAACACGAUUCCAACUAAUAGCUCGUGGCGACAAACGAUACUAAACAAAGUCGUGACACCGAAUAAAGCUUACAACAUCAAAGAAAUUGAUAAAGUUGGAAGGCUCGGUAUCGCUGAGAACUCGGAGACACCCACUAAGCGCAGAACAAAACAAGAAUUACGAGACUUGUGGAAAAAAGCAAUCAAUCAACAGCUGAUGCUUAUCAGAAUGGAGAAAGAGAACGCAAAACUUAGUGAACGUCAAGAGGAGGCAACGGUAAAAAGAAACAAAUUGGAAUAUGACGAGCUCAGCAGCUGCAUCCAUCCGGUAGAAAUAUGGGACAUUUGCGUUAACAAAGAGUCGCGAAUCUCUACGAAAUGUGAUAAUCAAAUGCUUUUACACGCUAUCAAGCAAGGUGUACCAAAAGGGAAGAGAGGCGAGGUUUGGUAUUUUCUGGCCGAACAAUUCUGCUUAAAACAACCGCCUAUGGACACGCAAGAUUUCCCAUAUUAUAACACACCAUAUAAGUUACUUGUGAAGCAACUUACACCUUAUGAUCAUGCUAUUUCGAUCGAUCUGGAAAGAACAUUCCCGGGCUAUCCGUACUUCAGUUUACCCAUGGAAGAUACUAAUCGUCCACCAGGACAGUUGGAGCUGUUUAACUUGUUAAAGGCCUACUCCUUGUUAGAUUGCGAAGUCGGUUAUUGUCAAGGCCUGAAUUUUGUCGCUGGAGUACUCCUCCUGCAUAUGCCGGAAGAUCAGGCCUUUUUCUUGUUGCGACAUCUGAUGUUUCGCCGAGGACUCAGGAAAUUGUAUCUGCCAGACAUGUCAGCGUUACAAUUGCACUUGUAUCAACUUUCUAGACUGCUACACGACCGGUUACCAAACAUCUACAAUUACUUCGAGAAACACGACGUUUCGCCCACUUUAUACGCUACUCCGUGGUUUUUAACUUUGUUUGCCAGUCAGUUUCCUCUUGGUUUUGUAACUAGAGUUUUCGAUUUACUUUUUCUGGAGAGCUCAGAGGUUCUGUUUCGUGUAUCGGUUGCGUUAUUAGAAGAACAUCAAGAUCAAUUGUUAACUCGUAAUAGUUUUGAAGGAAUUAUGGAAUAUUUCAAGACAAACAUACCAGCAGUAGACAAACAAAUCUUAGAUCGUGUGAUGAAGCGCGUAUUUUAUCCCGACUCUGAGAUUACAAAGCAGUUGAACGAGUACAAGGUGGAAUACAGAGUACUUCAAGAAGAAAUGUUCUGGAUGAAACCGAAAAUGGAGAAAUUAGAGAAAUUCACUUUAAUAAACCAGCAACUCACGCAAGAAGUCGCACAACUUAGAGAACAACUCGAGAUCACCCUGAGUAAUUUACAAGUAAUGGAAACUACACGUACAAUGCAGCAAUCAAUGGCCCACAAACUCGAGUCUCAGAAUCGCAGUUUCGAAGUAACGAUAACAACAUUAGGCGCGUUCAUUCAGCAAUUAAUAGAUACGCGUGCUGAUAUCGACGUGCCGGGUGAUGUUCGUAGGAUAAUUACGCAGUUGAGCAUGGUCGAGAAACGACGAAAUAUAGGAAUCAAGUCGCAUCCUUUGAAACUUAUCGAGGAUAACAAUAAGCACAGAAUGAUAAAAAGUAACUCAACCGGGAGAGAAUCUCAAAAUCUUUUGAGGAGCAAUAGUAUAGCCGAACCACCGUAUCCCUUGAAGUCAACUUUAAGCCAACCCAAUUUAGCAACGAAAUCUGAGAAAAGCUCUUCAUUCUUCUCGAACUCGCACAAUCAUAUACAAAAGCAACGCGCGCAGUUAGCGGCUCUUAGGAACGAAUAUUCCGAGCAAGCGAUAAGAGGUAACAACGACGAGAACGAUCCCAAGACGGUCAAUAUCGAUAUUCAAAUAACGGACACUAUGAAUCUGGCCAAUAAUCCGGUUCCUCAGAAUGAGAAUAACUUAAAGGUUCCAGCAACUAAUUUAGAGAAAUCAAUAUCGUUGCCAUUGAAGUCUAAGUUGAAAAUAUCGAAGUCGGCGUAUGAAUUAGGAUCCGUGAAAAAGGUGCCCACCAGCAAAUUGGAAGUCACAGGUAACGACUCAUUAACGAAUUUGACGGGAACCGUACAUCCGCUGGAUACUUGCAGCGACGUGAAUUUCCGAUACGGCGGAACCACUAAAUUGAAGUCCAUCAAACCUGUCAGAUUAUCGUCUAGUCCGAACACUCAGGAAGAUGGCAGUAACAAACAAAAGGCUGACCAGCACUCCGAUUCUUGGACUAGAUAA